UUCUCUCUCGCCGCUCCCUUCCUUCCUCCUGUAACUGAACAGUGAAAAUCCACGUUGCGGAGCCGCUAACAGGCACAGAUGUCAUGUGAAAGCGCACAUGCUCUGCCAUCCACACCGCCUUUCUUUCUUCCCUCUCUGUUUCCUUUUUUCCCCCUUGCUCCUUCUCCCUCUUCUUUGUAACUAACAAAACCACCACCAACUCCUCCUCCUCCUCCUCCUGCUGCUGCCGCCGCCGCUGCCGCUGCCCUUCCUCCUCCUCCUCAGUCCAAGUGAUCACAAAAGAAAUCUUCGGAGCCGGAGGCGGUGGCAUUUUUAAAAAGCAAGCACAUUGGAGAGAAAGAGAAAAAGAAAAACAAAAAGCAAAACAAAACCCAGGCACCGGGGCCAGCCAGAACGGUUUUUUUUUUUUUCCCAGCCUUCCUGAAAAAACAAACAAACAAACAAACAAACAUCAACACAGUCACCGUCAACAACACCAAACUGUUAACAUAGCGGCGGCAAACGUCACCCUGCGGCCACGGCGUCUGCCUAAAGGGAUGGUUUUCUCGGCAGAGCAGCUCUCCACCGACCGCCGUCCUCACUCGUGCUGAGCGGGAUUUUUGGACUCUCCGGGAUCCGGGCUGGGAGCAGCUUCAUGACUGCGCGGAGCGGGAGAGCGGCCACACCAUGCGAGCACAAAUUGAAGUGAUACCAUGCAAAAUUUGUGGCGAUAAGUCCUCUGGGAUCCACUACGGAGUCAUCACGUGUGAAGGCUGCAAGGGAUUCUUUAGGAGGAGCCAGCAGAACAAUGCCUCUUAUUCCUGCCCAAGGCAGAGAAACUGUUUAAUUGACAGAACCAACAGAAACCGUUGCCAACACUGCCGACUGCAAAAGUGUCUUGCCCUAGGAAUGUCGAGAGAUGCUGUGAAGUUUGGGAGGAUGUCCAAGAAGCAAAGGGACAGCCUGUACGCCGAGGUGCAGAAGCACCAGCAGCGGCUGCAGGAACAGCGGCAGCAGCAGAGCGGGGAGGCGGAAGCCCUCGCCAGGGUGUACAGCACCAGCAUCAGCAACAGCCUGAGCAACCUGAACAACGAGACCAGCGGCACUUACGCCAACGGGCACGUCAUCGACCUGCCCAAGUCCGAGGGUUAUUACAACGUCGACUCCGGUCAGCCGUCCCCUGAUCAGUCAGGACUUGACAUGACUGGAAUCAAACAGAUAAAGCAAGAACCUAUCUAUGACCUCACCUCCGUACCCAACUUGUUUACCUAUAGCUCUUUCAACAAUGGGCAGUUAGCCCCAGGGAUAACAAUGACUGAAAUUGAUCGAAUUGCACAGAACAUCAUCAAGUCCCAUUUGGAGACGUGUCAGUACACCAUGGAAGAGCUGCACCAGCUGGCGUGGCAGACCCACACCUAUGAAGAAAUUAAAGCAUAUCAAAGCAAGUCCAGGGAAGCGCUGUGGCAGCAGUGUGCCAUCCAGAUCACUCACGCCAUCCAGUACGUGGUGGAGUUUGCAAAGCGGAUAACAGGCUUCAUGGAGCUCUGUCAAAAUGAUCAAAUUCUACUUCUGAAGUCAGGUUGCUUGGAAGUGGUUUUAGUGAGAAUGUGCCGUGCCUUCAACCCAUUAAACAACACUGUUCUGUUUGAAGGAAAAUAUGGAGGAAUGCAAAUGUUCAAAGCCUUAGGUUCUGAUGACCUAGUGAAUGAAGCAUUUGACUUUGCAAAGAAUUUGUGUUCCUUGCAGCUGACAGAGGAAGAGAUUGCUUUGUUCUCAUCUGCUGUUCUGAUAUCUCCAGACCGAGCCUGGCUGAUAGAACCAAGGAAAGUCCAGAAGCUUCAGGAAAAAAUAUAUUUUGCACUUCAACAUGUGAUUCAGAAGAAUCACCUGGAUGACGAGACCUUGGCAAAGUUAAUAGCCAAGAUACCAACCAUCACAGCAGUUUGCAACUUGCACGGGGAGAAGCUGCAGGUAUUUAAGCAAUCUCAUCCAGACAUAGUGAAUACACUGUUUCCUCCGUUAUACAAGGAGCUCUUUAAUCCUGACUGUGCCACAGUCUGCAAAUGAAGGGGACGAGAGAACUAUCUCAUAGUCAUGGAAUGCAUCACCAUUAAGACAAAAGCAAUGUGUUCAUGAAGACUUAAGGAAAAUGUCACUACUGCAACAUUAGGAAUGUCCUGCACUUAAUAGAAUUAUUUUUCACCGCUACAGUUUGAAGAAUGUAAAUAUGCACCUGAGUGGGGCUCUUUUAUUUGUUGGUUUGUUUUUGAAAUGACCAUAAAUAUACAAAUAUAGGACACUGGGUGUUAUCCUUUUUUUUUUAUUUUUUCGGGUAUGUUUUGGGAGACAACUGUUUAUAGAAUUUUAUUGUAGAUAUAUACGAGAACAGAGCGGUACUUUACAUGAUUACUUUUCCUGUUGAUUGUUCAAAUAUAAUUUAAGAAAAUUCCACUUAAUAGGCUUACCUAUUUCUAUGUUUUUAGAUAGUUGAUGCAUGUGUAAAUUUGUAGCUGUCUUGGGAAGUACUGUGCAUGUAUGUAAUAAGUAUAUAAUAUGGGAGAUAUUAUAUAUGACUAUUACUUAUACAUGCACAUGCACUGUGGCUUAAAUACCAUACCUACUAGCAAUGGAGGUUCAGUCAGGCUCUCUCAUAUUAUUUCCCUUCUGUGUUAUAUGUUACCUUUAUGUUAGACAAUCAGGAUUUUAUUUUCCCAGCCAGAGUUUUCAUCUAUAGUCAACAGCAGGAUGGUACCAAUUCAGAAAUAAGCCUACAAAGGAAAAACUGUAAUGCACAGCCUCUGUGUAAACUCUAUUUCUGUCAGUGACAUCAAAGCCUUGUCAAGAUGGUACAUCAUGGCGGGGAAGUAUUUGUAGCCAUUUUCCUGUUUCAAGAAUUAGGCCGCAGAUAAUACUGUAAGGUCCGUGACUUUUUUGACCAAACAAUAGAUAUUUCCCAUUUUUCACCAGAACAUAUAAAACACUUUUUUCCUUUGGAUUUCCAAGUAUGACAAAAAACUUGAUUUUGGUGCUUAUUGUGUCUUCAACUGAAAAAUAUAGUCUGUGGAUUAUGACCACCAGCAAUUUUUUCUAGAAAAAUGAAAGAAGCAGAUCAGAAGCCAGGGUCCCAAUGCCAUUUCAUGUCAACAUUUUCUCUCCAAUCAUUGUUUUGGCAAAGAAGAGAUAGAAAGAGAAGAUACAAAGUAGAUAAAUAAUUCUUUAUAUUUCUUCUCUUUAAUACAUUUGUUAUAAAAAGUGAUGAUGAUAAAGGGGAAGGGAGGACUUUUUAUGUCCUUCUAGUCUGGGGCCUCUAAUUUGUUUUUUUAACUCCAAAGUGCUAUAUUAUAAAAUGAUAGCAAAAACUUAACAGAUAAGGAAAAAAAUAUCUGUAUUAUUCUAUGGAACUAAUAUUCCCCAAAACCAAAACUAAUUCCUAUGCAGUUUGAAAUUACAUCAUCCAUCUACCCUAAGAUUGUUUUUUAGCAACUUUUAAAAGCACAGAAUUAUAAGGAUGACAUUGUGGUCAUAGAUUUUAGACUGCCUUGUACAAGUUCUCACUUCUCCACCAGCUUUUAGGCCUCCACCUGCUCUGUGAUAAAAAUCAAUCAUCAGAAAAGCAUAAAUACCAAGGCUUUUAUUCUGCCUACAUCCUGGAGCCCUAUGCCUUUGGUAUUAUCUGAUGCAAAAUAAGACCUUUUUUAUAAAGAAGGAAGCUAGGGGAGAAAUUUGUGUGUAAGACAAUGAAAAUUAUGAUCUCUUGUUAAGUGUAGCCCAGCCAACAGUUCAUAAAGACCUGUCCUUCUCUGCUUGUCAAACACAUGCAUACACACACACACACACACACACACACACACACACACACACACACACCUGCUUUGUAAAGUUUCCAUCAGUGGAAAACUUUUGAUUUUUUUUUCUCAUCUCUUAUGCUCUCCUGAAGCUCAUUGUUGAGAGCCAUGUCCAAGAUGCUUCAGAACUCCUGACUGAUGAUCAAAACAGCAGCGUUAGUCUUUUCCUUUUAGAAAAUGGAGAUUUUUUCUCACCUCAUGAUUGAUGAAUUCCAAACCAAUGGGGAAAAACAAAAAGGCUUUAAAAUAAUGAAUCUCUUUCUCAACUACUGUUAUAUUCAAUUAAUUUAACUACAUUGAACCAAAUUACCUUUGGUUCUAAGAAGACAGCUGUAGACUGCUUAUUAUGCUGCUACAGGGACUCAAUUCUUUUUGGUGUAAAUGUCACUCCUGCUAGCUCUUUGUAUAAAGAAUUAAUUCCAAGAGUCAUAUUUCCUUCUAAUGGAAAGAUUACUUUACUGAUUGCUAGGAAAACAGGGUAAUGGAAGGCACUCAAUUAAAGCAAGCCAUUUCCAAAUGCAAUGUAUGUUUUAUGAUUGGCUUGUGAUAGGCGAUGCUUAAUGUGUCUACUUGGUGUUUCCCUUUGAGCUUUGAACUUAUGUCAAACUUUGUUUUCAUUGUUCUGUUGGCCUAGUGUUUUCCAUUGUCAGCCUGUAAUUCCUGCUCAGUUGCAAAGGGAAUCAUUUGUUUCCUCCAAUUUACCUUGGAGGAUUUAAAUUGGCUCAAUUGAUGAAGUGGCUGAGAAUUUUUUCCUCCUUUGUCCCAUGGGUGAUGUAGGAAAAAGAUUGUUCCCCACAUUUGCCUGGGGAGGUACUGGUUUUGAAUUUGUGUCGUUUCCACUAGUGCAAGCAUUUCAUUGGGACGACAUAAACUUUUUGAAGCUUGGGGACAGGAAACAGAGCUGGCAACUGAACCAGAACAAAACAAUGGAAACCAGUAUAAACUCAGCCCACUUCAGCUGAGAGAAGAGAUUGAGAUUGAGAGAUUUCUAGUUUGGGCCACAGUUGCCAAAUCUCCUCUUAAAAGAGAAUCAAGUCAUGUUUGCAAUGGUAGCAAAGCCUUAAGAGGCUGCCCUUUAAACAUGUCCUAAUGCUAUUAUACCUGUCAAGGUAUUUAGAAAUUUUGGUGAAAACAACUUUCUUUACAUGCAAUCCCUAGCACUUUGUCCCUUCCCCAUGAGGACUAAAAAAUGUUCACAACACACUCAUGAUAAAAUGUGCACUGGAAGAAAAAAAUUCAUGAUCUGUACUUUUCACUUCAUGCUUUGUAAUGACAAUCACUGCUUGAUGCAGAUGUUGCACUGUAUCCACUCAGGGAUGUUUUCAUUUGAGAAAAAAAAAAAGGUACAUCAAGAAGUAGGAAAAAACUAAAAAAAAAAAAAAAAAAAAAAGAAAAAAAAAAAAAAAAAAAAAAAAAAAAAACAGGAAAAUGACAACAAAAUAUAAAUAGGAUAAAUUAAGUAUGCCAAUGAGAGAACCUCUCUGACAAGGCUUUCAGACCAACAAGCGGUAACUUCAUGUUGUAAACUGAAUUUCCUUUUAUUAUUUGGACUUGCUGAAAAGUUGCACAUGAGUGAAGACAACUUAGCCUCAUUUUCUAAAAUCUGCUAAGAGCCAAAUAAUCCAGCUGCCCCAUUCAUAGGAAUACUUAUCCCUCAGCAAAUCCAAGCUUCCUAUACAAAUCCUGAGCAAGGAAGAGACAGAAAUCUCACUGUCGUUAGAUGGAAUUGACAAGGGAAUGAAGCUGUGUGAACGCAAACUCCAAUGUACCUGUGAUCUGUAAAAGAAAGGGAAAUUUGGGAGGGCAAAUAGGAGAAUAAGGGACUCCAAAUCUGGUCUGACAUCCCCCAUAUACCCCUACUGCCCAGGACUCAGUGCAUCUUUGUGUUCUUUUUUCUGUGGCCCUUUUAUCUCCAAAGACUGAAAGCUGAGGGUGGAGAUGUAUUCUACAAACAAUACCCUUUCUAAAUUUCCCUUGUUUGAACAACGCCUUCAGGGCUGUGAGCUAAAGGACCUACGAGUAGGUAAAAACAGAGAAUAAAAUGGUCUGUUGAGUGAUUAUAUUUCUGUGGCAGAAUCUAAGAGACCCCUAAAUCAUAAUGAACUCUGCACACUAACAAGAGUUGCCAGGGAGGCCUCAGUGCAUUUCCUGUCAUAGCUGCCUUGUGCAACUUGCAACUCUAUAGCAGUCAUGCUAACUGUAGGAAACCAUACAGAUCAACUCACCCUCACUCUAUCUACAAUGCUGUGGGUACCAGACUUGAAUGCAAAAAAAAAAAAACAAAAACAGUACUUAGGUCCCAAAGACAACCCAAAAUUCAACAGCUUAUUUUUCCUAAAAAUUUCAAUGAGAUGCAAAUAAUGUCAGUGCUGUUCUAUGUUCUUUCUUUCUGAUUGUUACAGAAGCAAGGAAAAUUUCUAUUAGAUAUUAGAAGAAAUAAUUUCUUCCUGGCUCUUUUUUCUUUGUAAACAUUUGUUUCCAAUGAGGUUACUACAAUUGGCACUAAAUUCAGGCCAUGGACAUCUGUGCCCUGAUAGAACCACCGUGCAAUAGAACAACAAUAACUUUAAAGUGUGUAUCCGUAGUGAAACUUCGCUCAAAAUCCCCUGUUAGAAAGAGGGGGGAAAUGCCCCUCAUUUGCGUUAAACAAAGCACUGUUUGAUAUUCUAACUGCUGGUAUAAGUAGCAAUUAGAAUAAAGGCCUGAUGUGGGAAACCAUGGGAAUCUUUCAAAAAAGAGCUGACACUCUAUUUUGGGGGGGUCUCAGGACCAGAGUUAGAUGUCCAUUUAAAGCAGGGGUUGAAAAUUCCAAAGCCUAAAAGGGCCAGGGAGUCAAUGCAAAUGAGUUGAACAGCCCAGUGGCAAGUUAGCUAGGAAAUGUCCCAUCUAAAAGGGGACAUUCCCUAUUCAGCUGAAGUUGAGUGUUGCUAGAGCUUCUAAAUUUUAUAAAAUCUCUCAAGUUGUAAAUGAUGGCAGUUGAUUCAGACCUUAGGAAAGACCAAAGUCCCUGGGCAGAAGAGGGCUCACAGGCCACUAGCUUGCAACUUCUGGUUUAAAGUAAAAUCACUACUAAGGCCCUGUUCAGCUGGAGCAGGUCUGGUCAGAUUCAACCCUGGAUGAUAUUAGAACAAUAUUAGUGUUUUGGCCGGAGGGGGUAGAGAUCUUGCCCUUCUGAUAUUCAAUUUGGUUUCCAUAUUUGGACUAUCACUACUAGAGGACAUAGUUAGAGGUCAGUUUUAAAAAAAAUCGCAGUCUAAAAAUGGUAACAAUUCAAUUUAAUGAUGGUUUAUAAAAGACACUUCAAUUUGUCUUGCACAAACUCCCACCUUCACAGCGUUCGGGGGGCUAGAUUUCUUGCCACUUUUUUCUGAAAGUCAAAUGCACGGUUUUUUUUAUGCUUUGGGGUCGUAACGUGUUUCUUUAACUGUGUGACUUGGGUACCUGCAACAAGUUUUCGUUUUCGCUUAGUCAUAUGUGAAGAAUUGACUCUAUAGUCGUGCUAAUGCAGUCCUCCGCUGUGCCCAAGUGCAGACCACGGAUUCCUAUGCAGCAGACGGGGUUGUCUGUUUGUGCACUUUUUUUCCUAAGCUGCUGAAAUUCCUCUGAAGCGAAUUGGCCAUAGUAAUCUUUGCCUCCUGCGCGACUGCCUCCAGGGGAUCAGAGAAGGCAGCUCAGUGAUUGUUCUCACAGCCAAAAAUAAAGCACAAGGGUUACUGGAAUUGCAUGAGCCCGGUUCAGGGAAGCGCAGGGUGUCUGCACCCCAGCUGGGCGGCACUAUCCUUGUUUUCAACUCUACCGUUCUGGCCUUGGCUGGUGGCAAGCAUUUGUCAGCCUCUGUCACAGCCAUAUGUAGACACACAUUAGGUAUGUCUGAAAAGCUACAAAUCCCACAUCCAAGCACAGUACCGUCUGCUUCAUCUGAUUAACACACACACACAAGAAAGAAAAACUACACCCGCAGAAAAACUGAGUAUGUAUUGUAGAAAUGUAGAGGAAAAAUAAAAAUAUUUUUUCAAAUGUAAUUACUUUUAAUAUAUGCUUGUGGAAGGUCUAAUACAAUGUAUGCUGUCUCUGUAAUUUUUGCUGUAAAUAACUGGGGACAGUGAAUACACUGAUUUUUCUAUGUCUCUGUUUAAGCAUAAGACUUUGUAACAAUUUUUUUAGAGGGGGAAAAAAACCAACAAAGAGCAAAUAUGUACUUGCUUCCUUUCUGCGUGUUAUAUACUUCUCAGUUUUUAAAUGGAAACUGAUUGUAACAGUUUAAGCAUCCUGACGGGUCAUUGGUGUUAAGUGUAUGCUUCUUUUUGUAAUACAACUGAGAAAGGGACAGGGCUGUCAAUUAAAUCUGCUCCAAAGAAUUUGGAUUGAAGAUUGGCCUAAGACCUGCAAACGCUAUCUGAGCUAAACAAUA
This is a messenger RNA of Microcebus murinus (gray mouse lemur), 8235 nucleotides long. RefSeq names its product RAR related orphan receptor B (gene RORB). Gene Ontology annotation, molecular function: melatonin receptor activity; nuclear receptor activity; RNA polymerase II cis-regulatory region sequence-specific DNA binding. The record is from RefSeq and is a predicted model, not a curated record. Gene Ontology annotation, biological process: regulation of transcription by RNA polymerase II. NCBI's taxonomy places the organism in Eukaryota, Metazoa, Chordata, Mammalia, Primates, Cheirogaleidae. Gene Ontology annotation, cellular component: nucleus.